Messenger RNA from Elgaria multicarinata webbii, 1102 nucleotides. It is a transcript of the gene GPR65, whose product is annotated as G protein-coupled receptor 65. Gene Ontology annotation, molecular function: G protein-coupled receptor activity. NCBI's taxonomy places the organism in Eukaryota, Metazoa, Chordata, Lepidosauria, Squamata, Anguidae. Gene Ontology annotation, biological process: G protein-coupled receptor signaling pathway. The transcript has a single exon. The record is from RefSeq and is a predicted model, not a curated record. The coding region runs from base 1 to 1017 and encodes 338 amino acids. Gene Ontology annotation, cellular component: membrane.
AUGAACUGUUCUGAACCUAAUACUACAUGUGAGGUUUAUCAUGAACUAGAUAGGCAUUUGUUUCCUGUUCUCUACAGCAUUUUGAUUAUUAUCAGCAUUCCUGCAAACUGUGCAGCACUUUACAUAUCUUGCUCCCAAGUGAAGAAAAAAAACGAGCUGGGCAUUUAUCUCCUCAGUUUAACUUUAGCUGAUCUGCUCUACACAUUGACCUUGCCUUUCUGGAUUUAUUAUGCUCAGAAUGGAGAUAACUGGACACUUCCCAAAAAACUUUGCAAGAUUUCUGCAUUCCUCAAGUACCUGAAUUAUUACACCAGCUCAGGAUUUCUCACCUGCAUUUCCCUUGACAGAUAUUUAGCUGUAGCCUACCCACUGAGGUUUCAUUAUUUGCGAACAAGAAGAUUUGCCGUGCUUAUCUCUGUCUUAGUUUGGGCCUUCGAAAUCAUGUCCAACUAUCAGAUUCUAAAAGAGUGUGAAAUAUUUCCACAUAAUGGCACCAUCAAUGACAGCCAUACUUUGUGUUACGAUACAUACCCUCUAGAAAAAUGGCAAGCUAAGUUCAAUUUUUACCGGAUUGUGGUGGGGUAUGCAAUCCCUUUGGCUGUCAUGGUGUUCUGCUACCAGAAAAUAUACCAAGCUGUGAAGCAUAAUCAAGCGACCCAAAACAGUGACAAGAAGAAAAUCAAUCACCUAUUGCUAAGCAUCAUUGUCACUUUCGUUUUAUGCUUCACUCCCUAUCAUGGUGUUCUUCUUAUCCGCAGUAUCUUUGAGCCGGGUAACUGCUGUUUUGCCAUCACUAUGUUUAUCCCCUAUAGAAUUGCAACGGCAUUGACAAGCUUAAAUUGUAUAGCUGACCCAAUUCUUUAUUGCUUUGUGAGUGAAACUGGAAGAACAGACAUAUGGAACAUGCUCAAGUGUGGCUCCUCUGUGAGCCAAACAGAUGCACGGCAGUCACAAAAUGCUGCUGGGACCAAUAGUUCACAGGACAGAAAGAUUCCGGAAACAGAAACGUUCCUAUAGGCCUUAAUGCAACACAUGGUCAAAGCAAAACUUGAUGAAAGCAGAGAGGUCUCAUUCUCCUCGUUUAUGUAGGAUUGGGUCCAAA